AUGGCGCCGACGUGGGUGUCUCGUUUCACCCAUCACAACAACAGACCUGCGAACGCCGGGCCUCCCGCCAUAGAGAGCCACCCGGCACCCCGGCCAUCGUCAAGCCUCGAUCCAUCUACCCUAUUACUUCCUCCAGACCAAUCUACAACACAGUCAAGAGCUAUUCCUGUUCGUCGUGGCCAUUCUCGGUCUACCAGCAAUCCAUUUCCGGCAUUUUUUGCUGGGAAGGGAAGAAAAGCCCGCGGCGGGAGUAGGGACAUCAUAGAUUCUGAGUCUACAGAUGGCGAAGAUGGAUUACAUCCUGUCAUUACAAAUGCGCGGUCCUGUAGCCCUCAGAAACGUGCUGGCUCCGACAACCAUAUGGAAGAGUACCGGAAACGCAAAUCAGCAGACUGCGGCGUGGUAAGCCAGAUGAAAAACUGCAUCCAGAUAAUAUUCAGCAACCCCAAGCUAGAGGUGAGUGCCAAUCAAGAUCAACACCUUGUGUCCUUUGCACAUUUUAAUAUCUAUCUUGCAGUUACCGUAGAGGAAACUCGGAGAAUAAUCGAGGAAUGCCUCAUUUCAUUUCUUUCCACCCAGCUUGGUGAGCAACGAGUCCGUCAAGCGCGGCCGAAGACAGACCAUAGCGGUCCGGGACAAGAUGAAGCCGAGCUGUCCAAGCAGCCAGUUUACCCUCAGAGUGACAAGGACGACACCAAUAUGCCUUCCGUGCUGGUAUCUGAUGUGCCAUCCACCUCUGGAACCUCGCCCCAAUCAAAGGCCAAAGUUGAUAACUUGGGGCUUCCUUAUACGCCUACUAAUGACGCACGCGACAUUCGGCUAGACCAGAGAAGUAGAGACUCUGGGGCCGAUGUUAAGGGUCCGACCACCGUAUUUCGUGCAUUAGAACAAUACAUCACGACUUGCUUUGAUGGCUGUGAUACGCUUAAUAACUCAUUUAUAACCGGCAGAACCCGUUACCAUCGGGCAGCGAGUGAGGGCUCGCAACAAUCAGUAGGGAGAAAAGCCUCUGUGUCAUCAGCAACCCCUGAAGAUCAUCAUGUGUCCAAUCUUGAUGAAAAGACGAUUCUCCUCGGUAAUUUUGCCGAGAAUGCGUCAUGGUGGGCGGAAAGCCGGCGUUCACCAAAAAGUCAGUUACCAAAUAAUGGUCAGUCAUCAAAAUCAUACGGAACGAAGACCAGUCUCACCAAUUCAAAGUCGCCUCGAAUAAACUGGCCAGAGCUUCUAGAAUGGUACCAUCUUGUUAUACAUGCAGGUGACUCUUGGAAUAGUAUGAUCCUUGAUUUACCCGAUAUGGGCGAGCAAAAUGCCUCCCCUACCAAGGAAUUAGACGUUCUGGCUCAACUUAACGAAGUAAUUAUGGAGUCAAGGUUUAUAGUUCGAAAGACCUUGCUACGAGCUACAGAGAAACUGCUCCAACGACCGAAACGACCGCUAAUACGUCCGGAUGAUACUCGGUUCCUACUUAUACUAAUUGAAAACCCACUUCUAUACUCCUCUGGCUCUAUGCCCAGGACCCCAUCUGGCGCCUCUCCCUCAACAGUGAUAACUCAACACAACCAGAGACCACCAGGCCUAUCCACUUCACCAUAUAGCAAACCCUCCCCUGAAAAGAGCAGUCGUCUUCAACCCUCCGCAGGAGGUAGUGAGUUAUCAAGUCUCAGAUACUCCGCCCUAAAAAGAAUUUUUGGGCUAAUCUCCAAUCUACCUAAUGAGUGCCAUCAUUCAUUUGUGGGAUGGUUCUCACGGCUUAUGCCGAGUCAUUUCCAAAGAUUGGUAGAGGUUGUCAAUGGAUUUGUUACUUUUCGGCUCGGCAAAUCUCACAAGCGACAAUCAGCAAAGGCCGAGAAUGGACUUAAUCUUGGGAGAUAUGUCCCUACGUUUUCUGCACCGGGGACCGUCACGCAUGCACAAUUGCACACAGCCCUUCAAGAAAGCCCAGAGAAAUCUCCAGCAAGUGAAAAUAAGCUGGUCAGCUACGCAGACGAUUGGCAAAUUCGUGCUGCUGCUCGUGUUAUGGCCCUUCUCUUCAGAGCUAAUGGUACAGGAAAUAGCCGAAAAGUCGAGGGUGGCCCAAGUGCAAGAGAACUUUCCUCUGGCUCCGAGCCGAAUAGCAAUCGCUUGAAUAAGAUUCCGAUAAACUAUUUCUACAAUGCACGACUUGACUAUGCCGAUCUUAUUCUAGAUUUCGAAGCAUGGGAAUCUCGUAGUGGAAAGUUUUCCUUCUGCCAAUAUUCGUUUUUGCUCAGCAUAUGGGCCAAGAUACAAAUUAUGGAACAUGAUGCACGUCGACAGAUGGAGGCAAAAGCUAGGGAAGCAUUCUUUGACACUAUCCUUGGUCGAAGAGGAGUAAGCCAGUACCUUGUACUGAAAGUCCGAAGGGACUGUUUGGCUGAAGAUAGUUUACAAAGCGUAAGCUCUGUUAUUGGAUCUGCUGAGGAAGAUAUCAAAAAGGGGCUGCGCAUAGAAUUUGCGGGUGAAGAAGGCAUUGAUGCCGGUGGUUUACGUAAGGAGUGGUUUCUCCUGCUAGUGAGGGAGGUUUUCGACCCGCUUCAUGCUAAUGAUCACCUUGCAGGCCUCUUUCUAUAUGACGAGGAUUCCCAAUAUUGCUACUUCAAUCCAUACUGUUUCGAGUCGUCGGAGCAAUUUUUCCUGGUCGGCGUGGUUUUAGGAUUAGCAAUAUACAAUUCGACCAUUCUUGAUAUUGCGUUGCCUCCGUUCGCCUUCCGGAAACUAUUGGCAUAUUCACCAUCAAACGUUACACCUACAUUGUCAUCGCCGCCUCAGCCAUUUAAGCCUACCCUGGAUGAUUUGGCCGAGUUUCGACCUGCGUUAGCAAAGGGCCUGCGACAGCUCCUAGAAUAUGACGGAGAUGUUGCUGGAACUUUUUGUCAGGACUUCGUAGUCCAAGUUGAACGUUAUGGCGAGACGAUCCAAGUUCCUUUAUGUGCGGGGGGAGAGAAUCAACCUGUGACGAAUGAAAAUCGUCGUGAGUUUGUGGAUCUCUACGUGCGUUACAUCAUUGACGGGGCGGUAUGCCGACAGUUCGAACCAUUUAGACGCGGAUUCUUUACUGUCUGUGGAGGAAACGCACUGCAUCUUUUUAAACCUGAAGAAAUUGAGCUUCUUAUCCGCGGCUCAGAAGAGCCACUUGAUAUUCCAUCAUUGCGUGGGGUAGCAAUGUAUGAGCACUGGCCAGCUUCCUCGCCAGACCGGGAACCAGUCGUGAACUGGUUUUGGGAUUUCUUUGAAAGGAUCCCAGCUAAAGAUCAACGUAAGAUACUCAGCUUCAUUACGGGCAGCGAUAGACUCCCCGCCAUGGGAGCAGUCAACCUAGUCAUUAGGCUCAUGUGCCUGGGUCCGGACUCAGAGAGAUUUCCAACAGCGCGGACCUGUUUCAAUGCACUUGGGUUGUAUCGAUACAAAACCCGGCAGAAAUUUGAAGAGAAACUUUGGCGCGCGGUAGUUGAUAGUGAAGGUUUUGGGCUGCAAUGA
This is a messenger RNA of Trichophyton verrucosum HKI 0517, 3495 nucleotides long. Its product is annotated as ubiquitin-protein ligase (Hul4), putative. The transcript has 3 exons. Gene Ontology annotation, biological process: protein polyubiquitination. The record is from RefSeq and is a predicted model, not a curated record. Gene Ontology annotation, molecular function: ubiquitin protein ligase activity. Bases 1 to 3495 code for a protein of 1164 amino acids. Lineage: Eukaryota; Fungi; Ascomycota; Eurotiomycetes; Onygenales; Arthrodermataceae.